Trichophyton benhamiae CBS 112371 is the source of this 2592-nucleotide messenger RNA. RefSeq names its product raffinose synthase protein Sip1, putative. The coding region runs from base 1 to 2592 and encodes 863 amino acids. Lineage: Eukaryota; Fungi; Ascomycota; Eurotiomycetes; Onygenales; Arthrodermataceae. The transcript has a single exon. The record is from RefSeq and is a predicted model, not a curated record.
AUGCAACAGAACUUGAGGUUUACAGUGGUGCUUGAAUCAAAUCAUCAGUUUCCGGAAGAGUCUUGUGAGGUUGUCGUUUGGCACAAUAUUUGCAGUGAUGCCUGGACAGGACUUGAAUUAAAGAGUUCUCCUGACUCUCAGUUCACUGUGAUUAGUGAGAACACUUCAAAUGAAUGCUUCCGGAAAGCAUUCGUUGCCGAAAUACCGCUUCCUAAAGAGGGGAAGCAUGCGGAGUUUACUAUCAAAUACAAACCAAGGGCAGACUGCGCAUGGCAAUGGGCUAAUGAAAUGUUGAAAUCUAAGAAUGGAGAGAUUAUUAUCGAACCACCGAACCCUUUACCGAAUGACAAUACACACUCUCUGCAAAACUACUUGCAUUCAAUAAACAACAAUAUUGACGUUAAACCUGGGCGAAGUGACGUCGCAGGUGCUUUGCUUUGGAAUAUCAGCUGCCAGGUUGAGCCGGCCGUCAACGGAGAGAGCAAGACUUCCAAAAUCUUGUUUGGUACCCCGAAAAACUAUGUUCGAACCUUUUCUCUUGUUCGAGCUUCGGCAUCUUGGCUAGCACCACGGCACGGGACGACAAGCUAUAACUUGAACGAAGACGCUUUAGUCUCAUCCUUCGUAUACAGAGAUGGUAUCGUGUUGGUCGUGGUCUCUGUGAGCGGCAUUGACAAUGUUUUGACCGUCUUCCAAUCUGGUAAGGAAGGUGAACUCAUCAUAAGUUCAAGAAAUGACAACAACCGCGCAGCGAAGAGUGAGGCUGUGGCUGCAAUUGCUAGUUCAUUUGAGAUAGCCAUGGCUGCGGCAAUAUAUGAAGCUCGAAAGAAAUCGCAAAACUAUUCAGUGGCUUCACAGCGUAUAUACCAAGCAGCUAAUGACCAAGAGCUGGCUCAAACAGUGGUAGACAAUGGGCUAACACCCAAAUGGCAACCGGAGUGGUAUGAUGGAUUGUCAUACUGCACGUGGAAUGCACUUGGUCAGAAUUUGACUGAACAAAGUAUUUUAAACACUCUUCAAUCCCUUAAGGAAAAUGGGAUCCAAAUUUCCAGCCUUAUUAUUGAUGACGGCUGGCAGUCUCUGGAUAAUGAGGGCCAAUCGCAGUUUGAGCGGGGUAUAACACGUUUUGAAGCAAACCAGUGUGGAUUUCCGCAUGGCCUACAGCAAACAAUUGCUAAGAUCCGUCAAGAAAACGAGGGGAUCAAGCAUGUUUCUGUAUGGCACGCUCUGUUGGGUUAUUGGGGCGGCAUUUCGCCUGCUGGUGAAAUAGCAUCCAAGUAUAACACAAUAGAGGUCGAAAGAACAGGGGAAUUCGCCUCCAGCAAAAUUAGAAUCGUCGAUCCCGAUGAUAUACCUUCGUUUUAUGAUGACUUUUAUACCUUCUUAUCGUCAGCAGGUGUAGAUUCAGUGAAGACUGACGUCCAAUCUGCCUUGGAUAGCCUUGAAGGCGCGAGCAUUCGGCGGCGUUGUAUAACAACGUACCAGGAUUCUUGGUCCAGAACCUUGUCGCGGCAUUUUCAAGCAAGAUCCAUAUCCUGCAUGUCCCAGACACCUCAAAUCAUAUUCCACUCCCUCUUACCCACCAACAAACCUCGACUCAUACUGAGAAACUCAGACGACUUUUUCCCAGAUAUAGAAUCUUCUCACACAUGGCAUAUUUUUUGCAAUGCCCACAACAGUUUGCUGACAAGAUAUCUCAACGUAAUUCCAGAUUGGGAUAUGUUCCAAACGUCCCAUUCCUAUGCAUCGUUCCAUGCAGCUGCCAGAUGUGUGUCAGGUGGCGUCGUUUAUAUAACAGAUGAUCCUGGAAAACACAACCUGGCUAUUAUUAACCAGAUGACUGCCCAAACAACGAGAGGUGACACAGUGACCCUACGCCCCAGCGUUGCGGGGUACAGCAGAGAUGUGUAUAAUAGCUAUGACGAUGGACAUCUGUUGAGAAUUGGGUCAUUUACCGGCUGGGCGAGAACUGGCAGUGGAUUCUUAGGUAUAUUCAAUAUUGCGUCAGAAGAUACCUCCGCUCUCAUCCCUGUGUCCGAUUUUCCUGGGGUCUUAUCGGGUAAUGAUAACGAAUAUAUUAUUCGCAGCCACAAGUCGGGGAACGUCACAAAACCAAUGUAUCAAGCUGAUACCCACGCAAUGGUGCUUGUGACACUGAGGCCAAGAGAUUAUGAUAUUCUCACCGUGUAUCCUGUUUAUGCAUUUGAUGUGCCCAAAAAGUCGAAGUCCUGUGCCGCAGGAACAAAAUCGCGACUUAAGGUUGCUGUGCUGGGGCUGCUCGAUAAAAUGACGGGAGCCGCAGCUAUAAUCGGAUCAGAUAUAUCAAUGGUCCCGGGAAAUGACCUUCGGUUUAAUGUUACGCUAAAGGCACUUGGAAGAUUGGGCCUAUGGAUUUCUGACUUGGCAGAAAGGAGUAUCACGGACAACUUCAUGGUAUUGAUCCAUGGGCUACCAGUGCCGGUUGAAACAGUGCAGCGAGGGAUUGAUAGCGAAAGCUGUAUUCUGUCAAUUGAUGUUCUAACUGCUUGGAAGAAAAUGGGUUUGGAUUCCGGACGGAGUAAUGAAGUGGUUGUUCAGGUACUGAUGAUGUAG